This is a messenger RNA of Aspergillus ibericus CBS 121593, 2135 nucleotides long. RefSeq lists its product as uncharacterized. NCBI's taxonomy places the organism in Eukaryota, Fungi, Ascomycota, Eurotiomycetes, Eurotiales, Aspergillaceae. The transcript is spliced from 3 exons. The record is from RefSeq and is a predicted model, not a curated record. The coding region runs from base 52 to 1872 and encodes 606 amino acids.
CGCAUGAAUACUUGACCAUUAUCUUUCCAGACGUAUAAUAAAUCCCUAUCAAUGUCCUUCAGACGUGUGAUCCAGGACUCUGAUGAUGAAGACGACCCUUUGGCGGGGCCGCCAUCCCCCAGGCCCAACGGCGAUAACAGGCACGUUGACGUGCAGAAGGAUUCAGGUCACGUCCAUUUUCAGCAGACAGGUCACGACUCCCACAUGAGCGUCAAUUUUGACCAAUUCCUACAAUCUCAAGACUCGGCUCAUCAGGGGGUAUCAUCUUCCCAACAGCGAAGAGAAGAACGAUGGAUACCGGCCGAUGCGGGAGGCGGAUCGAUUGGUUCGAUGAUGACGGAAAUUGGACUUGCGCAGCAACGAUUGUUCGAUGACGAAGAAGCGCAUUACACGGGACAGACUGGGUAUCAGGAAGCUGUUGCGAUGGGUGUUCAUGAACAGAUCGCUUCGGAAUUCCCCGCGCCUAACGAUAUCGCCCUAGUCAACAAUGACGAUCCUGAUAAUUACACUGAGCAGCCUCCUAUAUAUACAGUCCCACAGCCCAAUGUACCCGAUUAUCCACUGCAAUAUGAACCCCGCCAGGACCUUCCUCUCGCAGACGAAACGCGACUAUCCACUCACACACCAACCGCGCAGAACAAUGAACAUACAAGCUCCAACUACUCCAUCUCAACAGGAGCAUCCUACAACAUCUAUCCAACCGGCACCGUCCAGACCGAGAUCGCAUACAAGUCCCCUCGAAGACACAACUCCGACCAGCCAACCCCUUUCUCCCCACAUGAUACAGAGCCCUUCUCUUCAGUCAGAUCAUCAAGAGUCAGCAGAACAAUGAGCGAAAACGCAGCACAGCAGUACCAUCAAGGCGCAGAUGAGCUUGCGGGUCCGGUCACUAUCGAGAUCUCGGUCGUCGAGAAGAAACGAGGCCGCAAGAAGAAGCAAAGCCUUCCUGACAACGAUGACGAUGAUGAACUGGCCCAUCACUACAGUCCUACGAUAAACCAAGAUGCCACGGCCACAACCACCACCAACAAUACUAACAAACCUGAAAGGCGCAAGCCAGGCAGACCACCAAAGAACGCGAAGCCACCGCGCGAAGAAGAAGACUGUGGUCCGAUAUCAGAAGCGAAUGCCGCAAUUCCUAUUCCUCCAGAUACCACCUCAACCAACCCUCUCGCACCUACAGAACACAAUCAGACUCCUAUACCAAUCGACCCACCCCCACAAGAUACAAGGGAACCACCUCAAAAGCCACCUAAAGAGCCAAAAAAGAAGAAACUCAAACGCGGAAAAACCACGUCAAUCACCCUGACAAAGACAUACGACCCCGAUGUCGAAGACGACGUGAUCUGGAUAGACGAGCGACCAGUCCUCCCAACAACUCACGACCACGAACCCACCACCACAGACAACGCAAACCCUCCUGCCCAGGAAGAAGAUUCCCCAAUCCUCCCAGACCCAGCCCCAGCCCCAGCGGCAGCAGCACCCAAAAAGCGCGGCCGCAAGAGAAAGAACCCGAUCGAAGAACCUCCCAUCAAUCAAUCAGCCACUGAAGCCUCGGCGGAACCUCCAAACCAGCACCCCCAACUACAAUCCGACAAAGAGAAUACACUUACAGAAGAAUCACCGUCAGAACCACAAGCACAGCCAGAAUCAGAACCAGAACCGCAACCGGAGACAGAGCCUGAACAACACCAUCAACAAGAAGAGCAAACCCCAGAUCCCCACCAACAGCCAGCACCAACUACACCCUUAAAACCAAGCAAAGGACCAAAACAACACAGCCCGAUAUCAUCGACCAGCAAAGUCCCUUAUCGGGUUGGUUUAAGUCGCAGGGCGAGAAUCGCGCCGUUGUUGAAGAUAGUUAAGCGGUGAUUUUCGGCACUAUUCACAGUGCUGGGAUCUUGUUAGUGUGCGACCUUUCGUACUGAUGGAUUAUUGAUCUUGUAGAUUAUUGACGAAGCUUGGUGUGAUGAGAACGAAUGUCGGGAUUGCAGUAUACCAAUGUGGCGCUUUGGUUGUGCUUUUUAUGCUUUACAUGUUGUCUCUAUAUACCUUAUGGCGUCUAUCAUAUCGGUGAACUCGCUGGGAGGCUGCAGGGUCGUCAAGCACUAUGCAACUGUCAAUCUCCAAUAUUG